AUGGUGAACCGCCGGAAACUUGCUGCUUUUAUGCUGCGAAGGCGAAGGCGCCAAACACGAAAAGUGUGGGUGAAGCCGCUGUUUGCGCGAAGGGCAGAGAGAGGAGAGUACCGUUCUCUAGUGCAGGACAUCACUGAGGGAGAAGAAGAAUUUUUCCAGACUUACAUGAGGAUGAAGAAGGAUACCUACCAUCAUUUGCUUCGGAUUAUUGAGAACGAUAUAACAAAAAAGGACACACGAUUCAGAAAAUCCAUUACAGCAGCUGAACGUCUGGCACUCACACUUCGUUUUCUUGGACACGGCGAUUCUCAAGCUAUUUUGAGCAUUGUAUACCGUAUAGGCAAAUCGACGGUUUGCAAAAUCAUCAAUGAAACCACACAAGCUAUUUGGAGAGUUCUACAACCAGAGGAAAUGCCAGCACCUACGCUUGAGCGAUUCCGCAAGAGCGACAACCAAUUUCGAAUGAGGUGGCACUUCCCGAAUUGCGUUGGCGCCAUAGAUGGCAAACACGUCCGCAUUACCUGCCCAAUUAACACCGGUUCCGAGUAUUACAACUACAAAGGGUUCUUCAGCAUCGUCUUGCUUGCAGUUGUAGAUAGUGAUUACAACUUCCUCAUGGUGGAUGUUGGGGAUUAUGGCUCUCAGAAUGAUGCGGGAGUAUUUCGUCAUUCUCAAUUUGGACGGGCACUUUUCAAAGGCGAUUUGAAACUUCCGGAGUGCAAGCCAGUUGAAGAAAAUGGACCUCCUUUACCACAUGUAAUCGUUGGAGAUGAGGCUUUUCCACUAACCACGUUUCUUAUGCGUAUCACACUUCUUUGGUAG
Messenger RNA from Macrobrachium nipponense, 822 nucleotides. RefSeq lists its product as uncharacterized. The coding region runs from base 1 to 822 and encodes 273 amino acids. NCBI's taxonomy places the organism in Eukaryota, Metazoa, Arthropoda, Malacostraca, Decapoda, Palaemonidae. The transcript has a single exon. The record is from RefSeq and is a predicted model, not a curated record.